GAUUUCAAAGAGUUCCACGGUAACUGACGUGGUAUCCCAAGAGUGGACGUUUGACGCAUUGGUCACACACGGUGGCCACUUUUGUGUAAAUGGAUUUUAGAUGGUGAAGUUCCAUUCCUUUCACAGAGAUUUUAACAUUUUUUUUUAUAUUUCUGCUGAGAAAUUAAAUUAAUUUUUGGAAAAAUGGUAUUGUUAACGAUGAUUGCAAGAAUAGCAGAUGGUUUGCCACUCGCGGCAACUAUGCAAGAAGACGAACAGAGUGGAAGGAGCAUUUUAGAAUAUCAGAAUCAAGCAAAGAUGUUAUUUAGAAAGUUGGGACCUCAAUCUCCAGCUAGAUGUACUAUAGAAACAGGCCCAUAUUUAUUCCAUUAUUUAAUUGAAAACGAUAUAUGCUAUUUGGUAUUAUGUGAAAGAAAUUACAGUAAACGUGUGGCAUAUAGUUAUCUUGAAGAUAUUGCACAAGAAUUUCAUUCUUUAUAUGGAAAACGCGUUAAUACAGUUACCAGGCCUUAUAGUUUUAUCGAAUUCAAUACAUAUAUUCAAAAAGCAAAGAAAGUUUUUCUGGAUGGUAGGUCAAGGAGAAAUAUGAAUGCACUUAACACUCAGUUGCAAGAUGUGCAAAGAAUUAUGGUUCAAAAUAUAGAUGAUGUUUUACAAAGAGGGACAGUUCUUUCAGAAUUAGACACAAAAACGCAAAAUCUAUCCAUGUUAUCACAAAAAUAUAAAAAAGAUGCAACUCACUUAAAUAGCAAAUCAAUGUAUGUAAAAGCUGUGGCUGGGCUUGUUGCAUUUUUAGUCUUCCUGCUGUACUUCUUUGUUCUUUAGUUGUUCAAUUUAAUUUAUCAGAUUUGUUAUAUAAAGACUACUAAAGUUUUCAACUGCUCUGUUUUUCCAAAUUAGCACUUUCCUAUGAAUUUACUCUUUGGUAUAAUGUAUUUAAUUUUUAAGUCUAAUACAGUGUACAUAAGUUGUAUUCAGAGAAAAAAACUAGUCACAAGGAAUACAAUGGUAUUGAUACUAUUCAAUAGACAGUAUCAUAUAUUGUCACCUAAUAAAUAUAACAAUUGUUUAAAUAUUGACUCUAAUGUAUCAUCAUCUUUAAUCCAGUUUAAUAAAAAGUCAUGCUAACAAUUUCAUUGAAAUAAAAGACAAUAUGUACAGCUACAAUUAUGUUAUACAAUAGCCGCUCGAUAAUUCGUUUUCGAGACUUGGUGGACCUUUCCAACAAAGAGGAAAUUAUCAUGCGUCAGUAGCAUGCGUGUUUCUUCGCAGUUUGUUUGCAGCGUGCAAAUUAAACAUAACGCAGCCAGGCAUUCGUUCAUACCUACGUGUGCUGAGUAAUGUGGUGAGUAUGGGAUAUUUCUAACAUGGAACUAUCGAGCGACUAUUGUAUUAGUAAUUGAACCAUUACUAUUAUUUUCUUAUAUUUAUUUAAAGCUGUAUUACUUUUAUUUUGUAUGUAACUUAUAAAUUUUACAAAAUUCUAAAUAAGAAGUCAUAUUUAUUCUUGUGAUUGUAUUAUUCUCUGAAGUAUAAAUGGUAAUAGAUUUAUAUUUUUGGAGAGGGAACCAAUGAGGAUGUUACAUUAAUUAUGUAUUGUCACUAAUGUUAUUACAUUUGUACAUCAUUCAGUUGUACUAAUAUACUGAAGUACAUUAUAUUUACAAUAAAAAAACUGAAUUUGUA
This is a messenger RNA of Osmia bicornis bicornis, 1686 nucleotides long. RefSeq names its product vesicle-trafficking protein SEC22b-B (gene Sec22). Gene Ontology annotation, biological process: vesicle fusion with Golgi apparatus; retrograde vesicle-mediated transport, Golgi to endoplasmic reticulum; endoplasmic reticulum to Golgi vesicle-mediated transport. Lineage: Eukaryota; Metazoa; Arthropoda; Insecta; Hymenoptera; Megachilidae. Gene Ontology annotation, molecular function: SNAP receptor activity. The coding region runs from base 184 to 825 and encodes 213 amino acids. The record is from RefSeq and is a predicted model, not a curated record. Gene Ontology annotation, cellular component: SNARE complex; ER to Golgi transport vesicle membrane; endoplasmic reticulum membrane. The transcript has 5 exons.